This is a messenger RNA of Fonsecaea erecta, 1857 nucleotides long. RefSeq lists its product as hypothetical. Lineage: Eukaryota; Fungi; Ascomycota; Eurotiomycetes; Chaetothyriales; Herpotrichiellaceae. Gene Ontology annotation, cellular component: chromatin. The transcript is spliced from 3 exons. The coding region runs from base 1 to 1857 and encodes 618 amino acids. Gene Ontology annotation, biological process: regulation of transcription by RNA polymerase II; DNA-templated transcription. Gene Ontology annotation, molecular function: zinc ion binding; RNA polymerase II cis-regulatory region sequence-specific DNA binding; DNA-binding transcription factor activity, RNA polymerase II-specific. The record is from RefSeq and is a predicted model, not a curated record.
AUGACCAAAAACCAUGCUCCUGGGAAAGACUCUCAGAAAAGGCGCGGCCUUGAUCCACCACUUAUAUCUUCCGACUCAGAAUCUCGCUUCCUCCAUUUCGAACAAAAUGUCCUGGCAGAAUAUGCACAAAAAGCCAUCCCGAACACACUGGAUCUCUUCUUUCGCAUUACGACAACGCGAGGGUUGGCCGGAACCUUUGACCCGGAUCUAUCGUCGCGUAUUGGCAACGGCAUACGCGCUGCGCAGAUGCUUGACAACUGCAAUAAGGCUAGUACCAGAGACUCGUCGCUAGGCCCUCUUGAAUCGAUCCUGGACUUGUCAACACCCUUUCGUUAUCCUGACUGGACGAACCAUGACAUGGAAAACAGAGAUAUCAAUAUGGAUUAUGACGAAAUAUCCAAAGUACCUCAGUGGGACGUCCGUGGCAUCGAAAUGGAUGUGGUUGAAUCACCCCAGGUAUCACCCUUCGAUGAUAACAGCUACAUUCCCUUCAGUUUCCCUGUUCAGGUGUCUCAGGAGAUCGAUCCCUUAUCGGCAAUGAGUCAAGAAAUUGUAGGUAGACUGCGAGACUCUAUUGCACACAGGCCACAAAACAGUUAUAUCAAGUUGCGGUGGAGCCCUGAAGUUGAAAAGGAAUGCAUUGAGUUCUUCUCCCCGGUUAACCUGCACCGUUUUGUGGACCUUUACUGGGUCACUUGGUAUAUACACUGGCCAGUCAUUCAUAAGUCGACAUUUCAGGCAUCUGAGGCCCCCUGCACACUGGUCGCUGCCAUGGUGCUCAUUGGAGCAAGCUACUCGACCAUUCCUCAAGAUCGUGCUUUCGCCCGAAUAUAUUGCGAUGGGGUGGAAGAAAUUGUCUUCGGCGAUGAAUAUUUCGGUGAUUCUGCCGUCUAUUCGGUCUUGAAUGCCGCCUGCCUCGAAAGACGGCUACGAAGUCUUCAAGCUGCGCACGCAAUGUGCCUUUAUCAGGCGUGGGAGGGUCAUGAGACCGGAAAAAAAAGAGCCAGAAGGCACCGAUUCGGCCAGGUCGUUGCUAUGGCGUGCGAGCUAGGUUUUGCGCAUGCCUCUCAUGGGAACCUGGCUUCUCUUACGGAAUGCAACUUCAAUUGGAAAGAGUUUAUCUUGAAAGAGGAGCUUAUCAGGACUAUGAACUAUAUGGCAGUCCUAGAUUUCGGCUUUAUUGUCAUGAAUAAUAUGCCCCCGAGAGUGUUUGUUUCUGAAUUGCAAGCUGAUCUCGCAUGCCCAGAAGCUUGUUUUCAAGCAACAUCCGCUUCUGAAUGCUUUAGCUAUUUGAAAGUAUGGCUGUCACACCCUUUGGCAAGUGCAGGUCAGAUAUCGUUCUUGGAUGCAGUGGAACAGCUAAGUCGCGAGAAUAUGAGUUGGGAUAAGCUGCAGGCUUUCACCCACUUGGGAUAUUUGAAUCUUGGCUUUCUCGCCGUUGGUAAGACCAUCGUCUUCUGUGUCUUUGAAUCAACUCACACCUCCUUCCUCUCAGCGAUGCAUUCAAUCAUCUUCCAGAUUCGAUCUUCAUUCUGCUGGCAGAUGCAGACAAUAUAUACCAUGCGGAAUUGGCUACGGAAUUGGAGCAUAGUAUGGAAUCUCCAGGGGCUCUGUCAGACGGCAGAGGCGUUUGGGACGCCUCUUCCACCGCAAGAAAUACCAGACAAUCUGGCAGACCGAUGGCGAAAUGCUGGAUUUAUGAAAGACGCCAACCAGUUCUGGUUCCUCGCAAAGAUUCUACUUGACAACCUGGAGAGUAAUAGACAUCUGAGCCCGUUUGUCAAGAAGACUCACGAUUAUGACGAGACGGGUAUGAAUCACUUGAAAAGUCUUCUAGAGAGCUAUCGGAAACAAUAG